Messenger RNA from Dothidotthia symphoricarpi CBS 119687, 1815 nucleotides. Its product is annotated as serine/threonine-protein phosphatase PP2A catalytic subunit. The coding region runs from base 416 to 1711 and encodes 431 amino acids. The record is from RefSeq and is a predicted model, not a curated record. Lineage: Eukaryota; Fungi; Ascomycota; Dothideomycetes; Pleosporales; Dothidotthiaceae. Gene Ontology annotation, molecular function: protein binding; protein serine/threonine phosphatase activity. Gene Ontology annotation, cellular component: nucleus; cytosol. The transcript is spliced from 3 exons.
GCGUUGUGCGUGAGCGGAGGCGAGGCGAGAAUGACGGGCUUGAUGUGCUCCAGCCUUUAGGCAUGGCGUUGUAGCUUUCACCAAGUUUUUAUUGUGCGUCACAGCCUUGCAUUGGAAAGUGCAAUCCAGACGUUGCAGCUUCUUCAUCCAUCCGUCGCGCCUUCUCGGAUCGUACAGUUGUGCCUCAUAGAUCCCCCGCCAGUCCCGCAGACUGCAAACACAGACAUGGGCAGCCCGCAGGAACAAGCUACCGAGUUCAAGAACAAGGGCAACGAUGCAUUCAAGAAACAUGACUACCCCGCUGCUCUGGAGUCGUACUCCAAGGCGAUAGAACUCUACGACAAAGAGCCCUCGUUCUUCACCAAUCGCGCCCAGGCACACAUCAAAGUCGAAUCCUACGGUUACGCGGUUCAAGAUGCGGACAAAGCCAUCGAGCUGGACGCGAACAACAUCAAGGUACGAGCCAUACAAAGUACCCGGCGACGCAGACAGCUUACACCCAGUCCAGGCAUACUACCGCCGCGCCUCAGCCAACACCGCCAUAUUGAAACACCGCGAAGCCCUGCGCGACUGGAAGAUUGUAGUCAAGAAAGCGCCCAACGAUACGACUGCCAAGCUGCGCAUGCUCGAUUGCGAAAAGGUGGUAAAGCGAGACGCCUUCCUCAAGGCUAUUGAGGUCGACGAUGCCCCAUCAGCGGCCGAAGGACUGGACGUGGAGCACAUGGCGGUGGAUUCUUCAUAUGAUGGCGCCAAGUUGGGAGACAAGAUGACCCUUGAGUUCGUCGAGGACAUGAUCGAAAGAUUCAAGACCGGAAAGAAGCUAGCGAGGAAAUAUGUCUUCCAGAUCAUCAUGGCCGUCAUGGAUCUUGUUAAGAAAGAGCCCACCAUGGUCGAGCAUGAGGUUGCUGAAGGGCACGAGAUCACCGUCUGCGGAGAUACACAUGGUCAGUUCUUCGACCUCAUGAACAUCUUCAACCUUGCCGGCAAGCCGUCUGAGAAGAAUGCUUUCCUGUUCAAUGGCGACUUUGUCGAUCGAGGAUCCUGGUCUACCGAGAUUGCACUUUUGUUGUACGCCUACAAGUGGCUGUACCCUAAUAGCUUCUUCUUGAACCGCGGCAACCACGAAACGGACGACAUGAACCGCAUGUACGGAUUCGAGGGCGAAUGCAGGGCGAAAUACAACGAACGUGUGUUCAAGCUAUUCUCGGAAUCUUUCUCCGCGCUUCCUCUGGCUACACUUAUCGGCAAGAAGUUCUUCGUUCUGCACGGCGGUCUGUUCUCAGACGACAAGAUUACUCUCGACGAUGUCAGGAAACUAGAUCGUUUCAAGCAAAGGCAACCAGGGCAAGCUGGCCUCAUGAUGGAAAUGCUCUGGACCGACCCACAAACAGCACCUGGACGAGGACCUAGCAAGCGCGGGGUCGGUCUCCAGUUUGGUCCCGACAUCACAAAACGAUUCUGCGAAAACAAUGGUCUCGAGGCCAUUAUUCGAUCCCACGAAGUGCGCAUGGAAGGUUACGAAGUCGAGCAUGACGGACGCUGCAUCACUGUCUUCUCUGCGCCCAACUACUGCGACAGCACCAGCAACAAAGGUGCCUUCAUCAAACUCAAGUCUGACCUCAAACUCAACUUCACCAAAUUCGAUGCCGUUCCGCAUCCAAAUAUCAAGCCUAUGGCCUACGCUUCGAACGGUAUGCAGGGCUUGAUAUAAGAAGCCAGACAAAAGAAUUGGACUUGGAUUGUUCGCUUGGUUGUAGCGAUGCAUACUUCGGUGUUUUUGGCGCAAGAGCAUGCGGUUGGGUGGGAGGGAACUUG